Molecule: messenger RNA, 2302 nt
Organism: Pelodiscus sinensis (Chinese soft-shelled turtle)
Lineage: Eukaryota; Metazoa; Chordata; Testudines; Trionychidae
Gene: MYEF2
Product: myelin expression factor 2
Cellular component (GO): cytoplasm; nucleus
Molecular function (GO): mRNA binding
Source: RefSeq, a predicted model, not a curated record
GCCUCUGGUGUCGCUAUGGCAACCCAGCAGCCCUCUUCGCUCCCCUUCCGUCGGACGCGUUCUCGCGAGAGCUGGCCGGGCCGGCGCGGAGAGUCCAGGAGCUCAGGGGCCUUUUCAAACGCAGCGGUAGCAGCGAACGAGAGUGGGGGCAGCGCCAAUGGCGUCAAAAUGGAUAAUGAUGAGACAGCAAAGGAAGAGAAAGCACCUGUGAAGGAAAAGUAUGUUCCAAAACCGAAGGCAAUUCCAUCUCUUGGAAACAAGAAUAGAUUCCAUCCUUAUUCAAAGGACAAGAAUUCAGGCACUGGAGAGAAGAAGACUAUUAACCGGAACAGAGUUUUCAUUAGUAACAUCCCAUAUGACAUGAAAUGGCAAGCUAUUAAAGAUCUUAUGAGAGAGAAAGUUGGUGAGGUUACAUACGUGGAGCUGUUUAAGGAUGCUGAAGGAAAAUCAAGGGGUUGUGGGGUGGUUGAAUUCAAAGAUGAAGAAUUUGUAAAGAAAGCACUAGAAACAAUGAACAAAUAUGAUCUUAGUGGAAGACCCCUGAACAUUAAAGAGGAUCCUGAUGGUGAACAUGCACGUAGGGCAUUACAGCGUGUGGGAGGACCGUUCCCAGGAGGACAUGGGCCAGAUAUGGCACCUGGAUUGAUGAAUUUGCCCCCUUCAAUUCUCAAUAAUCCAAACAUUCCUCCUGAGAUUAUCAGUAAUUUGCAAGCUGGCAGGCUUGGGUCCACGAUUUUUGUUGCUAAUCUUGACUUUAAAGUUGGCUGGAAGAAACUAAAGGAGGUUUUCAGUAUUGCUGGAACUGUAAAACGUGCAGACAUCAAAGAAGACAAGGAUGGCAAGAGUCGAGGAAUGGGGACAGUCACUUUUGAACAAGCAAUUGAAGCAGUUCAGGCGAUAUCUAUGUUCAAUGGACAGUUCCUGUUUGAUAGACCCAUGCAUGUAAAAAUGGACGACAAGUCAAUUCCUCAUGAAGACUUCCGUGUGGUGGAGAACAAGACACCACAGUUACCUCGUGGUCUUGGAGGUAUUGGGAUGGGACUUGGACCAGGUGGUCAGCCCAUCAGUGCAACCCAGUUGAGCAUGGGUGGUGGAAUGGGAAAUAUGGGUCCAGGAGGUAUGGGAAUGGAUGGCCCAGGCUUUGGAGGAAUGAACAGAAUGGGAGGAGGCAUCGGUGGGUUUGGUGGAAUGAAAGGAAUGGCUAACAUGGGAGGAUUCGGCGGAGUCAGCAGAAUGGGAGGGAUGGGUAGCGUAGAUGACUUCAGAGGAAAUAUGGGCAGUGGAAUGAGUGGAGGCAUUGGAACCAGUAUGGGAGGCAUGGCAACUGGCAUGGGAGCAGAAAUGUUCCGUGGUGGAAUGGGAGGAAGUAUGGACAGAGAUUUUGGUCGGAGUGACAUGGCAAUGAACCGGGGCUUUGGAGAUUCGUUUGGAAGAAUGGGUGGUGCAAUGGUUGGUGGUUUUGCAGGAGGAAUGGGAGCUUCUAGCAUGGGCCCAGUAGGAUCUGGAAUGAGUGGUGGAAUGGGUGGCAUGAAUAGUAUGACUGGAGGAAUGGGAAUGGGGAUGGACCGAAUGAGCUCCAGUUUUGAUCGAAUGGGACCAGCUAUGGGAGCCGGCCUGGACAGGAACAUUGAUAUGGAUCGAGGAUUUGUGGCUGGCCCAAUGGGAAGUGGUGUGAGAGAGAGAGGUUCUAAAGGCAACCAGAUAUUUGUCAGAAAUCUUCCAUUUGACUUGACCUGGCAGAAGCUAAAAGAGAAAUUCAGUCAGUGUGGUCAUGUAAUGUUUGCUGAAAUAAAAAUGGAGAAUGGAAAAUCAAAAGGCUGUGGAACAGUCAGGUUUGACUCACCAGAAUCUGCUGAAAAAGCCUGUAGAAUAAUGAACGGCAUAAAAAUCAAUGGCAGAGAAAUUGAUGUACGCUUGGAUCGCAAUGCAUAAUUUAAAACUAUGUUCAGGAACAUUCCUAUGUCUGUUUAGCUUCUGUAACCUAGUAAGUCAUUUUUAGUAACAUUGUAUGCUUACAAAAGCUGUAAAAACAAACUUUUAAAUCCCACCAGCCUUUAACAGUAUAGUGUUUAAUAUACUGUGAUUCUUGUUAACUAAAUCUUACUAUGUUUGGUUUUUAAGGACAGUUUGCCCGAUUUUCAGAUGUACUGAACACCUGCAGUCCCCUUAAAGACGGUGAGAACUGUUGGUUCUUAGCUGUGGAUGCUUGGUGCCUCUGAAAAAUUAGGUCAAGUGUCUCUAGUCAUUCAGUUUAAAUGAAUGGUUAUACUGUUUUUAAUAAAAUAAGCCAUUUUUCUCUGUU